Gadus macrocephalus (Pacific cod) is the source of this 4089-nucleotide messenger RNA. RefSeq names its product tetratricopeptide repeat domain 17 (gene ttc17). The record is from RefSeq and is a predicted model, not a curated record. Lineage: Eukaryota; Metazoa; Chordata; Actinopteri; Gadiformes; Gadidae. The transcript is spliced from 26 exons. The coding region runs from base 48 to 3677 and encodes 1209 amino acids. Gene Ontology annotation, cellular component: actin cytoskeleton; cytoplasm. Gene Ontology annotation, molecular function: protein binding. Gene Ontology annotation, biological process: actin filament polymerization; cilium organization.
CGGUGGCGGGAUUUUUCACGGGUCGCCGCAGCAGAGGAGACGUAAAGAUGGCGGACCUCGGGAACGAUUAUCCCGAGUCUUCGCUCUGUCGCGUCAACGGUUCCCGAAAAACACAUUUCCCCGGGAGGAUCCUGACGGUUCUGUGUACCCUCCUCCUGCUGGUGGACCGCGCCGGUGCCACGACCCACUGGGUGGUCACCGAGGACGGGAAGAUACAACAACAAGUCGACUCUCCUCUGAACCUCAAGCACCCUCACGACGUGGUUAUCUUCAUGAGACAGGAGACCCGCGUCAACUACCUCAAGAAGCUGGAGAAGCAACUUGUGGAGCAGAAGAUCCACAUCGAGGAGAACGAGGACCGGGACACGGGGCUGGAACAGAGGCACUACAAGGAGGACUCGGACUGCGUCCUGGCCAAGGUGCCUCUGGGGGACCUGGACCUCUAUGACGGCACCUACAUCUCCCUGGAGAGCCAGGCCAUCAGUCCCGAAGAGCAUGUGGACUCCAGGUCAGCCCUCCCCCCCGACCUGGAGCGGCCGGACUGCAGUCAGAUCUCUGAGCUGCCCUACAGCAUCCACGCCUUCCAGCAUCUCAGGGGGGUGCAGGAGAGGGUGAACCUGACCUCCCCCCUGCUGUCUAAGGACGACCCCAUCUUCACCUCCCUCUCUCACAAGCUGGGCCACAGCGUGGACGAGGUCGGCCAUCGCAUCCACCAGGGCCUGCUGAGGAACUCGUCCUCCUGGGUCCUCUAUAACCUGGCCUCCUUCUACUGGCGUGUGAAGAACGAGCCGCGCCGGGCGGUGGACUGUGUGGUGCGCGCCCUCCAUUUCUCCCCCAGGACCCACAGGGACGUGGCGCUGGUGAACAUGGCCAACAUCCUGCACCGCGCGCACUUCUCGGCCGACGCGGCGGUCCUGGCCCACGCCGCCCUGGACCUCUCCUCAGACCUGUUCACCUGCCACUACACGCUGGGCAACAUCUACGCCAUGCUGGGCGAGUACAACCACUCUGUGCUGUGCUACGAGCAGGCCCUGGCGGCCCAGCCCGGCCUGGAGCAGGCCCUGCGCAGGAAGCACGCUGUGCUGUGUCAGCAGAAGCUGGAGCAGCGCCUGGAGGCCCAGCACAGGUCGCUGCAGCGGACGCUGAACGAGCUGAAGGAGUACCAGAAGCAGCACGACCACUACCUCCGCCAGCAGGAGGCGCUAGACAAACACAAGCUGCUGCAGGAAGAGCAGAUCCUGCGCAACAUCAUCCACGAGACGCAGAUGGCCAAGGAGGCCCAGCUGGGGAACCACCAGAUGUGUUGCCUCGGCCAGCCACAGCGACAUCUCCUCUGCCCCUUUGACCUCCCUGUGCGCUAUCACCGUGGGGACCUGUUUGAACACGUCCACUACGUUCAGUUCGGGGAGGAGGUGUCCGUGGCCUCCAGCAUGGCGCUGGUCUCCGACCGCAGCCCCAACCUCACGGCCUCCAGCCCCCAGCUCCACCCCUCCGUGUCCGGGGACCAGGACCCCGCUGUGGCCUUCUGGGGCGGCCGGCAGGGCCCCGCCCAGGACAUGCAGAGGAUGCUGUGGCCUCGCAGGGCGGACUGUGCCCAGGAGUUCCCCAGCAUCCCCCCGGCCCACCUGCUGCCCACCUUCUACCUCCCGCCGGAAGCCCAGGGCCUCAGCCCAGUGGCAGACUACCUCUACGGGAGCAGCAGUCCUCCUCAGACCACCGGCCUACCGGACUGCGGCUCUGCCUCCCAGCCCCCUCCCGCCCUGCUGCCCGCCUCCCUGGACUGGCCCCUGGAGGAGAAGCAGAUGCCCGACCUGUUCGCCGCCAAGGUGUUGCAGGUGCGCAGUGGCGGCUGGUCAUUGGACCAGAUUGGCUCCAGAAUAGCUCAAUCUUUAAAGCAGGCCAAGGCGCCGCGCUGGCUGCUGCACAACGAGGCGGCCGUCUUCUGGCGCGCCCGCGGCAACGGGAGCCGCGCCCUGCGCUGCCUGAGGCAGGCCCUGGCCGCGGCCCCGCCGGCCCACCGCCACCUGGCCCUGAGCAACGCCGCCAACCUGCUGCUGCACCACGGCCUGGCCGCGCACGCCCACACCCUGCUGCAGCACGCGCUGGAGCUCAACGCCUCCGAGCCCCACAGCCUGCUGAGCCUGGUGAGCGUGCAUCUGGCCCAGGGCAACGUGACGGGGGCUCUGGCCCUGUUCCGCCAUGCCCUGGAGGCCGGGCUGGCCCCCCCCUCCCCCCUGGAGGGCUGUGACCAGUGCCGCUCCAGCCUGCCCCUGCUGCGCUGCCUGCAGUUCUACCCCUCCCUCUACAACCUCUCCCAGCGCCAGCCCUGCCCGCUGGGCGCCGUCUGCAUGGCGGAGGACAGCCUGGCCAUCCAGCUGGAGGAGUGGGAGAGCGGUCCGGACCCCAGCCCGGACGUGGGGGGGCUGGCCCCGGGGCCCACCGUGGAGGAGGCCCUGCUGUUUGAGAAGGUGGUGGUGGUGGACAGCAACGGGUCGGGGGAGGCGGGGGGCCGGCCGCGGCCCCCCCCCUCGGUGGCGGGGUUCGGCCAGUCCUCCCCGGGGGCGGGCGGGGGCCGAGCGGAGGGCGAGGAGGAGUGGCAGCUGAAGGAGGACCUGAUGGGGGCCUUCGAGGGGGCCCUGGACGUGGGCGGGAAGCGGGGCGACCUGCGGGGGAUCCGCGUGCUGAAGAGCGACCGGGUGAUGGGGGCCCGCGCCGGGGGGGGGCCCUGCUUCGGGAACUGUGAGGACGACGACGGCGCCGAGUGGAUCACCUUCCAGGUGAAGCGGGUCAGGAAGUCCAAGCUGGACGGCCCGGAGGGCUCGGGAGCGGAGGACGGCCAGCAGGGGGAGCUGCUCCCCGGGGGCCACUCGGUCCUGGAGAUCAGCGGGCCCACCAUCCCCUCGCCCGGACCCUCAGGGCGCUGGCGGGACUACUCCAGCCUGGGCUGGCCGGGGCCGGAGGAGUGCCAGCGGACGCGGAGGGUGGACCUCACCACCGUGGCCAGCACCUGGCUGGCCGUGUCCGCCAAGAACAUCGACAUCACUGAGCACAUCGACUUCGCCACCCCGCUGCAGGAGCCGGCAGCCGAGCCGCUCUGCAACGCCGCUCUGCCCUCCAGCAUGCACACGCUGGACCACCUGGGGGGCGUGGCCAACAGGGCCGCCAUCCACUACACCGGGGAGGUCCAGCUCAGAGAGGUGCUGCAGAACCUGGGCAAAGAGAAGUUCCCCCCCCAGUCCUUCGAGCAGGUCGGCACGCGCAUCGCCAAGGUGCUGGAGAAGAACCAGACGUCCUGGGUUCUGUCCAGCAUGGCAGCCCUGUACUGGAGGGUGAAGGGUCAGGGCAAGAGGGCCAUCGACUGCCUGCGCCAGGCCCUGAACUACGCCCCCCACCACAUGAAGGACGUGCCUCUCAUCAGCCUGGCCAACAUCUUCCAGAACGCCCGCCUGUGGGACGAUGCCCUCACCGUGGCCCGCAUGGCGGUGGAGAUCGCCCCCCACUUCGUGGUCAACCACUUCACGCUGGCCAACGUCUACAUCGCCAUGGAGGAGUUUGAGAAGGCCAUGCGCUGGUACGAGUCCACCCUGAAGCUGCAGCCUGAGUUCGCUCCGGCCAAAGACCGGCUGAGAACCAUCCAGUGCUACCUGCUGACCAAGAGGGAGAAGAGACGGCCCUAGAGACACACUGCACACACACUACACAACACACACACACACACACUGACUGACUGACAGAGAGGGACGUGCUGACCAAGAGGGAGAGGAGACGGCCCUAGAGACACACUGCACACACACUACACAAUAGAGACACACACUGACUGACUGACAGAGAGGGACGUGCUGACCAAGAGGGAGAGGAGACGGCCCUAGAGACACACUGCACACACACUACACAAUAGAGACACACACUGACUGACUGACAGAGAGGGACGUGCUGACCAAGAGGGAGAGGAGACGGCCCUAGAGACACACUGCACACACACUACACAAUAGAGACACACACUGACUGACAGAGAGGGACGUGCUGACCAAGAGGGAGAGGAGACGGCCCUAGAGACACACUACACACACACUACACAAUAGAGACACA